Molecule: messenger RNA, 927 nt
Organism: Opisthocomus hoazin
Lineage: Eukaryota; Metazoa; Chordata; Aves; Opisthocomiformes; Opisthocomidae
Source: RefSeq, a predicted model, not a curated record
AUGCAGAAACUUGUGGGUGCUUUAGAACUCAUGCUCAGCCUCUGUCAGAUGCAUGGUAGGUUCCUCAAGGAGGACGACCUCCAUGUAGAGAACGAGAAUGAGGCUUUCCUGGCCCUGAUCUAGUAAGUAAAAUUCAGGAAAGGAGAAACUCAGAUGGAAAUGAUUUUGAGUGACAGGAAGCAAGAAUGUGCUUGAAGCCUGCUUCUGUUCCAGAGGAAGGGGUUAUCAUUUGACUUUCUAAUGAUUUUAGGAGUCUUCAAAGAGGAUGUAAGAUUUAAGGAUGAGGUUAGUGCCCCUGGAGGAAUAACAGACAAGAUCACUACCUCACAGACAGCUCAGAGACGUGACAUAGAAAACAAUUCCUGGACUGAGGUACUGCGUAUGGGUUUGGUCUUCCACAUCAUGGUGACCUGUGGAGGAGUAGUGUGCUCUCUUGGGGAUUGUGCUGAUGGUGAUGGAAGGAAAGAGAACUCGACUCUGACUGGGAAAAUAAGCAUUCCCAUGGAUGCUAAUGCCUUGAUGACUAAGGGGAAAAAAGUGAAGGUAAUUUACAUUGUGACAAGACAGCUGAAUAGGUGCUUCUUACAUGUUCAGACGGAAAGCAUCCUGAGUGUGCACAGCUCCAAAAAACAUUUUUUGAUACCACCUUGCAGAAAAAGAAGUGAGCAAAUUAAUCAACAUGUUUGUGAUAUUACCAAAUACUGCACUUUAGAUUUGUUGCAUCCAGUGUGCUCAGUUGGAGACCACAAGAGGUCCUUCCUGUAUGGAGAAUAUUCUCUCAGUCCAAGUACCUUCUGAAUACACCAGAAAGGAGAGAAAUGGAAAAUUCUGGCAGAUCCUUCAAAAGUUCUUGACUACUUAGUUUCCCAUACAGUAAAACUACCUUUCAAACUUCUUCUAAAAAUUCCAAUUAAUUUGGAAGGGUAA